AUGACAACGUCGCCGGACCGGCGCUUGUGCGUCGCCAUGUGCUGCGACUUCUUCUUCCCUCGACUGGGCGGUGUAGAGAUGCACAUGUGGUCUCUGUCCCAGUGUCUACUGCGUCGCGGCCACAAGGUUAUCGUGCUCACGCACGCCGUGUCGGGUCCAUCUAACGCCCAGACGCCCACGCGCCGCGCUGGUGUGCGCUACAUGACGCACGGACUCAAAGUCUACUACCUCCCAGUGACCCCCAUCGUGGACAACGUCACGUAUCCAACGUUCAUCAACCAUUUGGCGCUAUUUCGUGCUAUUUGCGUGCGUGAACGUGUGCAGAUCGUACAUGGCCACCAGGCCACAUCCACCUUCAUGCACGAGUGUCUGUUGCAGGCCAAAGCGCUCGGAUUGGGCAUUAAAACGGUGUAUACUGACCACUCGCUAUUCGGCUUCGCAGACGCAGCCAGCGUCCACCUGAACAAAGUCAUGAAGUUCUCCAUGUCCUCAGUAGACGCGGCCAUCGGAGUCUCCCACACCUGUCGAGAGAAUCUGGUGCUACGCGCUUCACUACGGCCGGACAAAGUGUCGACGAUCCCUAAUGCAGUGGAUGCGACCAAGUUCACACCCCCAGUCACUGCACCACGCAAGCCAGACGACCCUAUUACGGUCGUUAUCAUCUCCAGAUUGGUGUAUCGGAAGGGGAUUGAUCUCGUGGCUCGGGCGAUCCCGCUCGUGUGUGCACAGGACUCGAGAGUGAGAUUCCUAAUUGGAGGUGAUGGCGCCAAGAGGCUGUUGCUUGAAGAGAUGAGAGAGAAGUACAGACUACACGACCGGGUGACGCUGUAUGGAGCAGUGCCCCACGCUCAAGUGCGAGAUGUUCUGUGUCAGGGCCAUAUCUUCCUUAACAGUUCACUUACUGAAAGUUUCUGUAUCGCCAUUCUAGAAGCCGCAGCGUGUGGGCUCUUCGUUGUAAGCACUAAAGUCGGAGGAGUUCCAGAAGUACUGCCACCCGAUAUGGUGCAGUUUGCAGCGGAAAUCACGCCAGAGGCGUUGGCUGAAGCGGUUUUGGCUGCUGUACCGCGACUUGCAGGCGUCGAUCGACAGGAAUUUCAUGAAAGAGUAGCGCAGAUGUACAACUGGGAUGCUGUCGCGGUGAGAACGGAGAAAGUGUACGAGAAGGUGUGCGCACUUCCAGACAGCUCGCUACUCCAUCGUCUACAGCUGUACCACGGAAUCGGUCCAGUGGCAGGGAUGUUGGCCUGUGUCAUCGCUGCGGUUUUACACUUGUACGUGGUGUUUCUCGAGUGGUGGCAACCUGCUCAUGAGAUUGAACUCGCGCUAGACUGGACCCCCGUAUCUCAGCAAUGUGAUGGAGAUAAACGGAAGACUGAAUAAGGCUGAAAAUGCCCACUGUGACUACAACUAGGCCCCAAAAAAACUACGAACCACGUUAAUAGCAGGUAUUACGGAGAAUUGGAGCCAUUGCGCUGGUGGUGAUCAUCAUGAUCUCUUGAUUUGCCCCCAGGAACAACCCGGAAGUGCUCGGGUUUCUAUGCAUGCAUCUAAGUCGAGGUGCUGAGCAAUGGAAUGGAGGUUCUG
Messenger RNA from Phytophthora nicotianae INRA-310, 1584 nucleotides. RefSeq lists its product as hypothetical. Gene Ontology annotation, cellular component: glycosylphosphatidylinositol-N-acetylglucosaminyltransferase (GPI-GnT) complex. The transcript has a single exon. The record is from RefSeq and is a predicted model, not a curated record. The coding region runs from base 1 to 1380 and encodes 459 amino acids. Gene Ontology annotation, molecular function: phosphatidylinositol N-acetylglucosaminyltransferase activity. Lineage: Eukaryota; Oomycota; Peronosporomycetes; Peronosporales; Peronosporaceae. Gene Ontology annotation, biological process: GPI anchor biosynthetic process.